AUGAUGCUGCAGCUGCUGCUGCCGGCUGCCGACGCGCAGCAGCAGCAGCGCUGCAUUCCUUUAAUAGACGCAGAUGAAUUAUCUUUAAGGAUGUUUGGGUGUUUGCCUUCGGGCUGCACUUUGGUGAUAAGCGACGCGGCGGUGGGGGGCAGCGGCGCUGCUGCUGCUGCUGCUGCUGCUGCUGCAGCAGCAGAUGUUGCAGCAGCAGCAGCAGCAGAUGGAGACUCCGACGUUUCCAAAAGAUACAUAAUGGCUGAUGAGGUGUAUGAACAGCGCACUGACACAAUGCGCAAAUUCCUCAAAAAUUUGCAGAGCAGCAAACCCGAGCUCUUUCAGCAGCAGCAGCAGCAGCAGCAGCAGCAGCAGCAGCAGCAGCAGCAGGAGAGUGAGGAGGAUAUCAGGGCGAAAUUCCCCAUAGGCGCGAGGUGCAUGCUGCCUGGGGACCGCCGCGGGCAAAUUGCUUUUGUGGGCGUUCGCCCUUCGCAGCAGGAAGGCCAAAUAUGGAUAGGCGUGGCUCUGGACGAGCCCCUAGGGCACACGGACGGCCGCGACUUCCGCAUCGUGGGGGCGCCAGCAGCAGCAGCAGCAGCAGGAGCAGCAGCAGCAGCAGCAGCAGCAGCAGGAGGGCGGCUAGUGUUCAGCAGCAAACGGCUGUUUGAGUGCGACGGAGAUAAAUAUGGAGACUUUGCGCUCCCCAGCGAAGUCACUUGGCUGCUGCUGCAGCGGCGGCUGCAGCUGCUGCUGCAGCGGCUGCUGCUGCUGCAGCAGCUGCUGCAGCGGCUGCUGCUCAUGCUGCUUGAAAGCGUGUGCUGCUGCUGGGGCUGCGGCUGCCGGGGGUCGCUGCAGCAGCAGCCGGCGCUGCAGCACCAACAGCAGCAGCAGCACCAGCACCAGCAGCAGCAGCAGCAGCAGCAGCAGCAUAAGAUCGAUUAG
This is a messenger RNA of Eimeria necatrix, 933 nucleotides long. RefSeq names its product tubulin-specific chaperone, putative. The record is from RefSeq and is a predicted model, not a curated record. The transcript is spliced from 5 exons. NCBI's taxonomy places the organism in Eukaryota, Apicomplexa, Conoidasida, Eucoccidiorida, Eimeriidae. Bases 1 to 933 code for a protein of 310 amino acids.